Molecule: messenger RNA, 1785 nt
Organism: Lotus japonicus
Lineage: Eukaryota; Viridiplantae; Streptophyta; Magnoliopsida; Fabales; Fabaceae
Exons: 5
Coding region: 1-1785 (594 amino acids)
Biological process (GO): DNA repair; telomere maintenance
Molecular function (GO): DNA helicase activity
Source: RefSeq, a predicted model, not a curated record
AUGGGCGAGGUAUAUUACAUGAGGAUUCUAUUAACCAAACAGAGAGGCUGUGACAGUUUUGCAAGUUUAAGAAUUGUCAAAGGGGUUGUUUAUCCAACAUUCCAAGAUGCGUGCGAUGCUAUGGGAUUAAUGGAAGAUGAGAGGGAGUAUGUUGAUGGGAUUAUUCACAUGAGUGAGAUUGGUUCAGGGUCUUAUUUGAGGCAUUUGUUUGUAACGUUGCUCUCAACAAACGCUAUAGGAAAGCCAAGAGAAGUGUGGGAUAAGACAUGGAGAUUUUUAGCUGACGACAGUUUGUACCACAGAAGAAGGUUGCUUAAAAUGCUAGAUCUUCAAAUAAAUGAUGAGGAUUUGAUGAACUUAUGUUUGAUUGAGAUAGAGAAGGUGUUGAGAACCAAUGGAAGGUCACUUAAAGAAUGGCCUAGCUUACCUUAUCCAUCAUUUUGUGAGACCUUUCGUUUUGAAAAUCAAUUUGUUGCAGAUGAGCUUAAUUACAAUAAGGAUGAAAUGAACGUACAACAUCAACAAUUGGUCUGUUCCCUAACUUAUGAACAGAAAGGAGCGUAUACCCAGAUAUUGGAUGCUGUUUUGUCCAAUAACGGAGGAUUUUUUUUCCUAUAUGGAUUUGGCGGAUCUGGUAAAACUUUUGUGUGGAAUACCCUCUCAGCUGCGCUGUAUUCUGAAGGAAAGAUUGUUCUAAAUGUUGCGUCAAGUGACAUUGCUUCAUUACUAUUACCUGGAGGUAGAACUGCUCACUCUAGAUUUUUCAUUCCUAUCACUAUCCAUGAAUCAUCAACAUGUAAUGUCCGUCAAGAUUCUCAUAAAGCUGAAAUGCUUCAGAAAGCAAGUCUUAUCAUUUGGGAUGAAGCUCCAAUGCUUAACAAGCACUGUUUUGAAGCUCUAGACAAAACUAUGAAUGACAUCAUGAAGACCCAAGCAAAUUUUGGCCACGAUAAACCCUUUGGAGGAAAGCCAAUCGAUGAGGAUGAUUAUAUUAUAGAAAUUCCCUCUGAUUUGUUGGUGAGGGAGUCCGAUAAUCCCUUACUUGAGUUAGUCAAUUUUGCAUAUCCCAAUGUUGUUGCUAAUUUGGAGAACCAUGCAUAUUUUGAACAAAGAGCACUCCUUGCUCCCACUCUUGAAAGUGUUGAAGAGGUUAAUAACUUCAUGAUGUCAAUGAUCCCUGAGGAGGAAACAAAAUAUUUGAGUUAUGACACACCAUGCAGGUCAGAUGAAGACUCUGAAAUAGAUGCAGAAUGGUUCACUUCAGAAUUUCUAAUUGAUGUUAACUGCUCUGGUAUUCCCAACCACAAAAUUGUUCUCAAAGUUGGUGUCUCUAUCAUGUUAAUUCGGAACAUUGAUCAGUCUGUUGGAUUGUGUAAUGGAACAAGAUUGAUAGUGAACGCUUUGACACCUUAUAUCAUUGUUGCAACAGCUCUUUCCGGUUCUAAAACAGGUAAACCUGUUUAUAUUCCUAGGCUUAGCUUAACUCCUUCUGAUAUUGGCAUUCCUUUCAAAUUCUCAAGGAGACAGUUCCCUAUUACUGUUUGUUUUGCUAUGACUAUAAAUAAGAGCCAAGGCCAGUCGUUAUCGCAUGUUGAAUUAUACCUUCCUAGGCCGGUGUUUACGCAUGGCCAGCUAUAUGUAGCUCUAUCAAGAGUAAAAUCUAGAAAAGGGUUGAAGAUACUUAUAGUCGAUGACAAAGGAGUAGUAUCUAAUUGCACUCGGAAUGUUGUGUAUGAAGAAAUUCAACAGACUUUCAAUGAUAAUGGGGCAGCAAGCAACAAGUGA